Messenger RNA from Glossina fuscipes, 526 nucleotides. RefSeq lists its product as uncharacterized. The transcript is spliced from 2 exons. NCBI's taxonomy places the organism in Eukaryota, Metazoa, Arthropoda, Insecta, Diptera, Glossinidae. The coding region runs from base 37 to 381 and encodes 114 amino acids. The record is from RefSeq and is a predicted model, not a curated record.
UUAAAAAGAAAUCCAAACAAAUCGUUUCUUAAAUCUAUGGAAGUCUUAACACUUCAAGAGCAGCAACAAUUUAACGUAAAAAGUGUAACGAAGAAUAGACGUCACGCUUUCGUUAAAAAAAGAGGAUUUGACAAAUAUAACGCAGUGGCAGGGAAAGGAGAGGGCGACGACGUAGAGCAAGCCAAGAAUAAUAACAGUGACAUUGGUGCCAAAAGGCGGUCAAGACGAAGUGGUUACGAAAGGCGCCAACGAAACGUGAAGAGUGUCAACGUUAGUAAGGAUGGUGGUUCUGCCAAUUCUUCAAAUCAUUUUCGGCUACUCUACAAAUCACUUCUAACAAUUCAGACAGUUCGCUUAAUUCCAAUCAGUCCUGUUUUAUAGCCAGCUCAACAAACCUUAAUAACAAUAGAAUUGAAAAGUCAAAAACAAAUGGCGAAAGUGAUAUAGAUAUCAUCAAAUCCAAGCCAAUCCAGUAUAGAAGUCCUGGAUAGGGAUGGGCAUCGUAAAGUCUCCGAAGAGCGUCAUG